Molecule: messenger RNA, 1653 nt
Organism: Rana temporaria (common frog)
Lineage: Eukaryota; Metazoa; Chordata; Amphibia; Anura; Ranidae
Product: NADPH oxidase organizer 1-like
Exons: 8
Coding region: 31-1341 (436 amino acids)
Biological process (GO): superoxide anion generation
Molecular function (GO): superoxide-generating NADPH oxidase activator activity; protein binding; phosphatidylinositol binding
Source: RefSeq, a predicted model, not a curated record
GACAGGCUGAGCUCAGCAUCCUUGAGAAACAUGAAGAGCAGCAGCAUCAGCCGUCAUCCCCUGGAGGUGGAAGCCAUCGGAGUCCUACAACACGGCAAGCAGAGCGCGUACAUGUUUUCCAUUUUGUGGUCAGACCAUAACAAGGUCCUCAUUUACAGAAAUUUUGUGGAGUUUAAGAGAUUGCAGAGAGAUCUUAAGAAGAGAUUCCCACUGGAAGCUGGAGCUGUAAACAAGUCAGAGAGAACUCUGCCCAAACUAAAAGAUGUCCCAAGGACAUUAGGAAAGAAGAAAGCAACCAAGCAGCUAUUGGAAAGACUCCAGAUACUGGAGACCUAUUCGCAGUCGGUGCUGAGGUUGGACGCCAAGAUCUCACAAUGCGAUAUCGUUGUUCAGUUCUUCACUCUGAAGAGCCAUGACCUCAAUCCAUCUUUCCCAGAUGACAGCAUUGUCAUCGUGCCUUCUGAGAGAAAAGAAGAGAGAAUCAUUGCCUCACCACUUACCCCCAUUAUCUCCAAGCUUGUGGUCUCAGCCAAUCACCUGUGUGUAGCAGACUAUGAGACAGUGGACCUGAGGAACAGACCGUUCAAGGUGAAGAGACACGAGCGUCUAGAUGUCCUGCUGAAGGAAAGCUCAGGCUGGUGGCUGGUGGAAAAUGAAGAUCGCCAAAUAGCUUGGUUCCCCGCACCUUAUUUUCAGGAAGAGAUAAACUGUGAAGCAGAUGAUAACACCAUGGAAUGCCAAGAAGAAGGUAUGUGUGUGGUGACGAAGGGCUAUGAGGCUCAGAAUUCAGAUGAACUCUCCGUCAUGAUCGGCGUGGUGGUGAAAGUCUUGAAAAAGUCAGACAACGGAUGGUGGCUGGUCAGCUAUAACAGAAGGACAGGCUAUGUCCCAUCUCUUUAUCUGAAGACUUACACAAACCCCUGUGAGAAGAUCCAGAAUAUCAUUAGCAAGGAGCGCCAUAAAUCUACACCCAACCUAUAUGGAGAUUUGUAUUCGUUCCUCCACCAAAAACCAUCAGUGGGUGACCAGAGGCCGAUUGGAACCACCUUAGAGGAGAGAACGAGGAGCCAGUCACUGGACUCUGAGGCCAGAUCUGAUACAGAUUCCGACAUAGACAGCAUGACAGGGAGCAAACGCAAUUCUUCCUAUAGCGAGAGCUCGUCUCUGAACAACUCCAACCCAUCACUAGAAGAGUCAACCUCAUCAUCUGUACUUCCAAAAGUACCUCCUAGACCUAACCCAAGCCAAAUCAUACAGAAGUGCAGCACUGUCACCAAGAAAAGGCUGCAGAUGGCGCUAGCAAGCCUGGAAAAUUCUGGCUCUCCUGGGACCAGACUGUAAUCCGCAUGCUGUAAAAGGGUUUUCCAGUUUUUAGCAAACGUGUCUAACUUCUACAGAAGUCCCUGACCCUUUUGCAAAAUCGCGGCGCACCAAAUUUCAAGGUGCUGCGGCACUAUGCAUUGGCACAUGCUAAGACGCCCAUUUUAGCAGAUGCGUGGGGGUGCCAUUAGGAAUUAAUGGCACCACUGCAUGUCUGCUAAAGGGAAGAAUGUUUCAAUAUUUGUUGGGGAAGUACACGCAUGUUCAGGGGCGGACUGACAACUCAUAGGGCCCCCGGAGAAUAGAAGAUUAUGGGGCCCCCGGGCAUACAGA